Messenger RNA from Hibiscus syriacus, 1363 nucleotides. Its product is annotated as transcription factor MYB1R1-like. Gene Ontology annotation, molecular function: DNA binding. The record is from RefSeq and is a predicted model, not a curated record. Gene Ontology annotation, biological process: response to ethylene; response to auxin; response to gibberellin. The transcript has 3 exons. Bases 224 to 1063 code for a protein of 279 amino acids. Lineage: Eukaryota; Viridiplantae; Streptophyta; Magnoliopsida; Malvales; Malvaceae.
UGAUCAUUGGGAAACACUUAAAAUGGGCAGCAGAUGUUGAACAUCAAUGGCACAUCACGUUGCUUUGAAUAAGUCCUCCUUGUUGGACAUGUCCCUAUAUCUUCUUCUCCAUGCUCCACCUUUUAUCCCCUCUUUCAUGAACUGAAAAACACUCCCCUAAUUCCACUCCACUCUUUUGUUAUAUCUUGUCUUUCAUCUUCUUCUUCAUUCCACUUGAGGCAUCAUGUCUCGGGUUGUUGGCGGCGGUGACGGUGGCGGAGAGAAGGGCAUCAUGUUAUUCGGUGUUCGAGUGACGGAAGGAUCGUUUAGGAAAAGUGUUAGCAUGAAUAAUCUGUCUCAGUUUGAUCAGACUCCUCAGGAUUCUAACGCCGAUGCCGGUUAUGCCUCCGACGAUGUCGUUCAUGCAUCGGGAAGAUACCGUGAACGAAAGAGAGGUGUUCCAUGGACGGAGGAGGAGCAUAGAUUGUUCUUACUAGGGUUACAGAAGGUAGGGAAAGGAGACUGGAGAGGGAUUUCAAGGAACUUCGUGAAGACACGUACACCAACUCAGGUGGCCAGUCAUGCACAAAAGUACUUUCUCCGGCGAAAUAACCAUAAUCGCCGCCGCCGGAGAUCUAGUCUUUUUGAUAUUACAACUGAUUCCUUCAUAAACUCAACCAUAUUGGAAGAAGAUGAACCAGUCCACCGAGAAAACAUUCCGGUGCCACCGCAGAUGAGUGGUUUUCCAAUGUCAAUGUUUCCUGUGAGUCUAAGCACUACUCCAGUAGUUUUAAAAUUCACAGGAGAAAAUAAAUCCAUGGAAAAUCUCACGUUAGGGCCGAUCCCGGUGGCGAAAACGUCCCCGAACCUUAUCCGUCCGGUGCCGAUUCUUCCACUUCCUCCAUCAUCAAAAAUGUCAGAUCUUAAUUUAAACCAGAAGAUCCAACUUGACCCUUCACCGCUUUCAUUGAAACUCUCCACACCCUCCUCCUCCGACGAGCAGCCGCCGACGUCAGAGGCACACUCGUCUAGUUUUCAGGCCAUGUCAAGCGGGGAUAACAAUAACAUCAUCAGCGUUGCUUGAAGAUUACACGAGGAAUAUAUGGGAUACAUAUACAGUAGUAAAUUACCUGGAGCUGUAUUAUGACAAGAUUGAAUAAAAAUAAACAAAAAAGAAAAGAACAGAGAAGAGAAUAGAUUAUUAAGUGAUUAGGUGAAAUCCCUUGUUUUGUACAGAUUAAUUAUUACUUAAUUAGAGUAGUCAAAAGGAAAGUGGGGUGUCUUUGUCUUUGAUGUUGUGGGUGAUCAGCUGCUGUUCUUCAAUCUGCCGUGCUUUCUUUUUUAUGCACUUUUAGGUACAGUGAACUAAGAGGUGUUGGGUUUA